CUCUCUUAAAAUCUCCUUUAACCCGCCCAUUUUAAAACGACGAAUUCGAAGUGCUGGAAGACAGUGAUUUACAAUAGAGAAGGAAAUUUGAUGACUUAAGAUGUCAAAUUCCAACACUCAAUCAGGAAUUCCUCUACGGACAUCAAAGAAAGCUCCAGAGGAGGCUGCAAAAACAACCUACACCAAGAGUAAACAGAAAUCUACCAAUGUGAAGAAUUAUAAUCAGCUCAGAAAAGGAUUUACUGAAAGAAAAACGGAGAAAGAAAAGUUUCAUGACGAAACAUCUAGACUACAGAAUGAAUUAUCUGAGUACAAGGAAAGUGUAGCUGUAGCACAACAACGGUUGGACCAGGAAAGGGAACGAUUGUCAGAGCUUCAGAAGCAUGCUGAGGAGAAAGAAAAUCGUUUGACAGGUGAAAUAGAGGAGCUUCAAGCAAAGAAUAUAACCAUGGAAGAAAAAACGACCAGCUAUGAAAAAAAGCUGCUGUUGUGUAACAUCAAUCCAGUGACAUUGGAACACAUGAACGAGAGUGAAUCACAGAGAGAUUUACUGUCAAAGAGAAGAGAAACAGCAAAGGAAAGUGCAGGGUUAUUGAAGAAAAGAGUUGAAUCUUUGAAUGAAGAAUCUUCAAAAUUAUUUGAAAACAUGAAGAACUUAGGAGUUGACAUCGACAAAAUUGUGACGGAUGUAACAUCACCAUCGGAAACAAUGUGAAGAGGAUCCUAACUACCAAAUGUGUAAAAAGACAUGAGGAAAGGCAUGAAAAUAUUUUUCCAACAGAGGAGAAAUACUUGCUGGUUCUUACAGAGAUCUUGGAAAGCUGGGAAAAUAUAUAUAUAUAAUGGUCAAAAACACAGUUAAACCUUACCUACAUCAGUACAAGUGUAUAUAUUGUAUUGUACGGUCGAUGUUGCAAAUGUUUGUUAUAAGUGACUCAUCCUAUUUCGCAUAAUGAUAUUAUCUUGUAUUGUAAAAUAUUAAAUAGAAAAAAAAUAUUGGAGUUGUCUGAUGAUGUGUUACAUGUUUAAAACCAAUUUUGUAAUUGAGGCAACGAUGAUGUUAGGGGAAAUAUUAUAAAACAUCAUACGGUAUAACAUAAAAUGUUUGUGUGUACAUUCUUUCUUCCAAAUUAUUUCAUGGGUACAAACUUUUGCUGUUAACCAAUAGAACAAUGAUAAAUGCAACAUGAUUUGUUGUAUUUAUAUACAUUUUGUAUUCAUGUUUCCAUGGAAACCAUAAAAACAAUGAAAUUUUAUACACAACAAACUUUUCAUGUUACGCAGUAUAUACCAUCUCAAAAAUUACGUGGAUGCAUUGAGGUAUAUGGUCACUGGUAAGGAGAUAACUAAUGAAGAACGAAGAAACUACAUUUACUACAAUAAUACAUGAACCAUAUCUAUCCUGAAAUAAACCCAAAGGCUCAACAAAACUUCCAACUCCAAUUUGGGAGAUGGGCUUAAUAUGUCUACAGGCCUUAAUGUGUAAUUAUACUUGCUGGAGAAAACUUUGUAAGAUAUUCAUCAUUUACUGUAUUUAAUGUUCAUUGCAUGAUCACAAGACCUUUCCAUUGGUACAACAUUUGCUGACCUACUAAAAAAUUCAAUUUUGGCCUCAAUUUAUUAAUCAUGUGAGACGAGCCUUGCAUAUAUGACGUUCCUUGUCACAAGACCUUUCCAUUGGUUUUACUUUUGAAGCCCUGCUGACCUCAACUGACAUUUGACCUACUGUUCAAAAAAUUUAACCCUGGCUACAGUACUAUAUAUUAAAAGAAGAGUUUUCAUAUUUGAUGUGCGUUUCUGGUCACAAGAACUUUCCAUUGGUUCUUCUUUUGCGGUCCUGCUGAGGUUGACCAUGACAUUUGACCUACAGUCUACCCUCAUUAUAUCGCCACAUUUCAUCCGUGUCAAUUAUGGCAGUAUAACGAGGGUGGCGUAAGUAUAGAAUCAUGAAAAUUACAACAGCAAAAGAUAAUGUUGUACCAACGUUUUAAUAAAUACACAAUGAGUUAACAUAUAAGACACCAUGGUAUUGACCGUACAUUUCGUAGCUUACAAAUUCCUCGAUCGCAGAAAAAACGGACCAAGAUGACGAUAACGUCGAGGGUAAUAUAUAGGGAUUCGGGACGUUUGUAUUGUUAUGAACAUGGC
Messenger RNA from Pecten maximus, 2148 nucleotides. RefSeq names its product golgin IMH1-like. Bases 101 to 715 code for a protein of 204 amino acids. The transcript has 9 exons. The record is from RefSeq and is a predicted model, not a curated record. NCBI's taxonomy places the organism in Eukaryota, Metazoa, Mollusca, Bivalvia, Pectinida, Pectinidae.